Molecule: messenger RNA, 1551 nt
Organism: Ceutorhynchus assimilis (cabbage seed weevil)
Lineage: Eukaryota; Metazoa; Arthropoda; Insecta; Coleoptera; Curculionidae
Source: the annotation of a GenBank genome assembly
AUGAAAACGAUUCUGAAACAAAAAGAUAAUAAAGAACUCUAUAAUGCUAAGCUGUUGGAAUCAUCACAUGCUUGGCUCGGACCCUCCACAUCUUCAAUAGCCGAAUACCCUCAACUUCUUAAGCUUAAAUCACCUACCUGGACUCAGGACCAGCUCAAAGAAGCCAUCGAAGCUGUUGUCCAACAGAAAAUGAGAUUCACCCAAGCCUCGUCUCGUUACGGUAUACCUAAAGGUACCCUUUACGACAAUAUCUUGGGAAAAUCCAAGCGGAUGGCGGUUCUAGAAGAAGCCGGCUUAACAAUUCAAGAAGAGGCGGCCGUAUUAGAGUUUUGUUGCGACGUUUCCAUAUCGCCCUACAACAGAAGAACGAAAAAAUCAUUGAAAGAUGUUCUUAAUUUUGUUGAAAAAUUGAGGAGGUUAAGAGAUCCGGAAUUUAUGUUUACCGGAUUGUCGGGAUUUAGAUGGUGGUGGGCUUUUUCAGACAGUUACCAGUACCAGUUACAAUCCAUGUGGCAAAAGUGCUGGAACACCAACCAAAGCCUGGUGCAUAAUCUAAGAUUUCGAGAGCGAGGGCCGUUAAAGUCCUGGCGGCCCGAGACAAUGGCCGAGGCGAUUUUUUCCGUGCUCAAAGAAGGACUGAGCCUAUCUCAAGCUGCUAGAAAAUACGACAUACCUUAUCCGACGUUUGUGCUGUACGCCAACAGAGUUCAUAAUAUGCUGGGUCCAUCAGCGGAUGGGGGAUCUGAUCUAAGGCCAAAAGGUAGGGGCCGGCCUCAAAGAAUUCUUUUGGGAGUUUGGCCUGAUGAACAUAUACGAGGUGUUAUUCGUGCUGUAGUAUUUCGGGAUUCUCAUCAAAUUAAAGAAGAGCAUCCAGCGCAUAUGGCCUAUCCAAGAUUACAUGACGGUGUUAAAAACUAUCCUUUCCAAGACAGUGUAGCGAUCCAAAACUACCCCAACAACGCUUGUAGCAACGGUUCAGAACCCAACGUAUCACCUGGAGCAGCCGCAGCAGCAGCAGUAGCGGCGGUAGCUCAAGGACUGAGACAACAAAUGUGCAGUAUGGUGGCCGCUGCUCACAGUCAAAGCUCGGCGCACGACACCAACCCAGUAGCUAGCCUAGUCAAUACGCUAGCUCUAGCUGGUCACGGUGUACCUUUACCUAGUAACGGAGCUCCGCCUAUGAGCAUGAGCCACAUAGCCAGUAUGCGUAGCAUGAGUAGCCCUGCGGGCAGUAUACAAGACUUGAGGAUUAGUCCGUCGGAAUCUGCCGGUAUGGAAAGUCCUAUAUCGUCGCCUUUGGGUUUGACGGUGUCUAGUAGUAUGGUGGAACCUGCCAUUAACAUGCAUAUAGGCAACAACAUGGACGUAGGAAUAGGCUCGGGCAUGACAUAUAAACCCGCGCGAUCGUUUACAUCUCCGCGUCCCGAGAACCUUUUCCAAGAAGACAUAGACGAUUUGGUGAAGCCUAUACACCAAUCCAGCACGCCGAGGUCCAAGGACACGAUGCCCUCCAUCAAAAUGGAACCGAUGACGGAGUGUCGGGGCGAAUGA